Messenger RNA from Otolemur garnettii (small-eared galago), 4798 nucleotides. It is a transcript of the gene NFKB1, whose product is annotated as nuclear factor kappa B subunit 1. Gene Ontology annotation, molecular function: RNA polymerase II cis-regulatory region sequence-specific DNA binding; DNA-binding transcription factor activity, RNA polymerase II-specific; protein binding. Bases 1160 to 4117 code for a protein of 985 amino acids. Gene Ontology annotation, cellular component: cytoplasm. Gene Ontology annotation, biological process: regulation of transcription by RNA polymerase II; cellular response to stress; innate immune response. The record is from RefSeq and is a predicted model, not a curated record. The transcript is spliced from 24 exons. NCBI's taxonomy places the organism in Eukaryota, Metazoa, Chordata, Mammalia, Primates, Galagidae.
ACUCAGGGCCUUUGUUAUAAAGCUCAAUCUGAGAAAAUAGUUGUGCUAUUACUAAAACAUAAUUCUGACAUCAAAAUAUCACACAAAGUCAUGAUCUUUGGUAAAUACUAAAGAUUUUAUGUUAAAGGCCAGUAAGUAAUAUUUUUCUGGCAGAAUUCCUCAACUGGAUGAAUAUUCAUGAGUAGUACAAACUGCAUUCGUGUUUGUUAAAACUUUAAAAAGAAAAUUUGACUAAAAUAAAGCUCUUAGCAGAAGUAUGUUGUGUUCCUGAUUUUAAUAGCAGGCUUUCUAGACAUGAAUCCUUUUACUGUUUCAUGGCACUAUAGAAAUUAUGUAAACAAUUUAAAGCAAAGUGCUUUUUUGAGCUUAUGAACUUGAGAAGACAAGAAAUAAAAAGGUAUUUGCUUCCUGUAGCGUGUAACAUUUAUCAUGUCACUGAAUCGCUAAAAUGAAAAGAAUAUAUAUGAUGAAUGGACACAUGAAGUCUCAAAACUACUUAUUUAUUGAUAUAGUGGGGAAGUCUUAAUGCAUGGUGGGGACUCCUUAAAUGCUCUCCCUUACUUACUUAGAUAAAAUGUCUUCCUGGGCUUGGCCUACUGGACAAACUUGAGUACAAAGGAAGGUUUAUAGAUUUAAUGCUGGGACCAAAAUAACUGCUUGCUGUGAAAAGUAAACUGUUUGAAAGACUAAAGGAAAUAAUAUAAUCCUAUUAGGGGUUGGUAGCAAUUUGAAAGUCUAUUCUUUGUUUUGAAAUUUUGAUGUUAUCAUAUGUUCUGCAGUUGGUACUCACUUGGGCUGCAUACCCCCCUCUUUUUCAAACCCAGUUAGUAAAUACUGGAGUAUACAUACAAAAAUAGCUGUUCCUCUUUGUAAGCACGGCUUUGAUCUUUGCACUUCCUUUUUACUUCUACCUCUUAAACAAGAUCAUCUGUGAUGCUUGAGUUGCAGUUGAUUAAAGCUCAGUUAGUCUGAAAUAGGCAGACUUUUCGAUUUAGUGAUCAUAUUCCUUAUGUUACUUGUCAUUAUUCCUUGAAAGAAAUUGAAGCUAAUUUCAGAAACAAACAUUUAGGCAGGUUGCUUUAGUAUACUUUUAGACUUGCCGAUAAUCAAUGAAGAAAGUUACUGCCUUGGCUUUCAGGGACUGCUCAUUGUGGUAGACAUGAGGUCUGGAGAAGGGAUGGGCAGCUACAUGGAUCUGGGACUAUCAUUACAUCACUCCGAGAUGGCAGAAGAGGAUCCGUAUUUGGGAGGGCACGAACAAAUGUUUCCCUUGAAUCCUUUGAAUCAUACAAUAUUUAAUCCAGAAUUAUUUCAACCAGAGAUGGCACUGCCAACAGCAGACGGCCCAUAUCUUCAAAUAUUAGAGCAACCUAAACAGAGAGGAUUUCGUUUCCGUUACGUAUGUGAAGGCCCAUCCCAUGGUGGACUACCUGGUGCAUCUAGUGAAAAGAACAAGAAGUCCUACCCUCAAGUCAAAAUCUGCAACUAUGUGGGACCAGCAAAGGUUAUUGUUCAGUUGGUCACCAAUGGAAAAAAUACCCACCUGCAUGCCCACAGCCUGGUGGGAAAACACUGUGAGGAUGGGAUCUGCACGGUAACUGCUGGACCCAAGGACAUGGUGGUCGGCUUUGCAAACCUGGGUAUACUUCAUGUGACAAAGAAAAAAGUAUUUGAAACGCUGGAAGCACGAAUGACAGAAGCGUGUAUAAGGGGCUACAAUCCUGGACUCUUGGUGCACCCUGACCUUGCCUACCUGCAAGCAGAAGGUGGAGGGGACCGCCAGCUCACAGAUCGGGAAAAGGAGCUCAUCCGCCAGGCGGCUCUUCUGCAAACAAAGGAGAUGGACCUGAGUGUGGUGCGGCUCAUGUUUACAGCUUUCCUUCCAGACAGCACUGGCAGCUUCACCAGGCGCCUGGAACCCGUGGUAUCUGACGCCAUCUAUGAUAGCAAAGCUCCCAAUGCAUCCAACUUGAAAAUUGUAAGAAUGGACAGGACAGCGGGAUGUGUGACUGGAGGGGAAGAAAUCUAUCUUCUCUGUGACAAAGUUCAGAAAGAUGACAUCCAGAUUCGCUUUUAUGAAGAAGAGGAAAAUGGUGGAGUCUGGGAAGGAUUUGGAGACUUUUCCCCCACAGAUGUUCAUAGACAAUUUGCCAUCGUCUUCAAAACUCCAAAGUAUAAAGAUGUCAACAUUACAAAGCCGGCCUCUGUGUUUGUCCAACUCCGAAGGAAAUCUGAUUUGGAAACUAGUGAACCAAAACCUUUUCUCUAUUACCCAGAAAUCAAAGAUAAAGAGGAAGUGCAAAGGAAACGGCAGAAGCUCAUGCCCAAUUUCUCGGACAGUUUCGGUGGCGGCAGUGGUGCGGGAGCCGGAGGCGGAGGCAUGUUCGGAAGUGGCGGCGCAGGAGGGGGCGCUGGAGGUACAGGUCCAGGGUACAGCUUCCCCAACUACGGAUUUCCUACAUACGGUGGAAUCACCUUCCAUCCUGGAGCUACUAAAUCUAACGCGGGGAUGAAGCACGGAACUUUAGACACCCAAUCUAAAAAUAACCCUGAAGGUUGUGACCAGAGUGAUGAGAGAGACACUGUAAAUUUCUCUGGGGAAGUCACUGGAAGCACAGAACAAGAUAAGGAGUCCCAUAAGCCCAACAAUAGGCAUGAUGAGAUUGCUCUAACGUACACAGUAGGAGUGAAGGAGGAAAACGCUAGGUGUCAAGAUAACCUCUUCCUAGAGAAGGCGAUGCAGCUGGCCAAGAGACAUGCCAAUGCCUUGUUCGACUAUGCGGUGACAGGGGACGUGAAGAUGCUGCUGGCUGUCCAGCGCCAUCUCACUACUGUGCAGGAUGACAACGGGGACAGUGUCUUACACUUAGCAAUUAUCCACCUUCAUGCUCAACUUGUGAGGGAUCUGCUAGAAGUCACAUCCGGCUUGAUUUCUGAUGAAAUUAUCAACAUGAGAAAUGAUCUAUACCAGACCCCCUUGCACCUGGCAGUGAUCACCAAGCAGGAAGAAGUGGUGGAGGAUUUGCUGCAGGCCGGAGCUGACCUAAGCCUUCUGGACCGCUUGGGUAACUCUGUUUUGCACCUGGCAGCCAAAGAGGGACACGACAAAAUUCUCGGUAUCUUGCUCAAGCACAAAAAGGCAGCACUACUCAUUGACCGCCCCAAUGGGGAAGGUCUGAAUGCCAUUCACCUAGCCAUGAUGAGCAACAGCCUGCCGUGUCUGCUGCUGCUGCUGGCCGCCGGAGCGGACGUCAACGCUCAGGAGCAGAAGUCCGGGCGCACAGCGCUGCACCUGGCUGUGGAGCACGACAACAUCUCCUUGGCCGGCUGCCUACUGCUGGAGGGUGAUGCCCACGUGGACAGUACCACCUAUGAUGGAACGACACCCCUACAUAUAGCGGCUGGGAGAGGGUCCACCAAGCUGGCAGCUCUUCUCAAAGCAGCAGGAGCAGAUCCCCUGGUGGAGAACUUUGAGCCUCUCUAUGACUUGGAUGACUCUGGAGAGGAUGAAGGAGUCGUACCUGGCACCACACCCCUCGAUAUGGCGGCCAGCUGGCAGGUAUUUGACAUAUUAAAUGGGAAACCAUAUGAGCCAGAGUUUACAUCUGAAGAUUUGCUAGCACCAGGAGACAUGAAACAGCUGACUGAAGAUGCGAAGUUGCAGCUCUACAAGUUGCUAGAAAUUCCUGAUCCAGACAAAAACUGGGCUACUCUGGCACAGAAGUUAGGACUGGGGAUACUUAACAAUGCCUUCCGGCUGAGUCCUGUACCUUCUAAAACACUUAUGGACAACUAUGAGGUCUCUGGUGGGACGGUCAAAGAACUGGUGGAGGCCCUGAGACAGAUGGGCUACACGGAGGCCAUCGAAGUGAUCCAGGCAGCUUCCAGCGCAGUGAAGACCACCUCUCAGGCCCACCUGCUGCCUCUCUCACCUUCUUCCACAAGGCAGCAAAUAGAUGAGCUUCGAGACAACGACAGCGUCUGUGACAGCGGCGUGGAGACAUCCUUCCGCAAACUCAGCUUUACGGAGUCUCUGACCAGUGGCAGCCCAUUGCUAACUCUUAACAAAAUGCCCCAUGAUUACGGGCAGGAAGGACCUAUAGAAGGCAAGAUUUAGCCUGCUGGCAAUUUCCCACUCUGUGUAAACCAAAGUCCUAAAAUUCCACUGCGUUGCCCAAAGGAAGGAAGGUAAAGUGCGUUCAGAGGUGCUCAGAAGAAAAGCAGAAUCAUUCUUGACUUAAUUCAAGGCCUUCUAAACUUGGCUUCCUUUCUUGGCUCAUAAAUGAAUUUUAGCUGGGUUCACUUGCAGCUCGUACCUAGCAAUCACAGUGCUCGGCUGAGUGCUGUGUCUGGGGAGGGGUGGCUUACCGAGCUUUGCUGGCUGCUCCCAGAUCACAGUCGCUUCUGUUGUGAUUGCUGCUGUCCCCUGCUGCCUCCUGCUAUCAUUAAAAGGUAUCACUCUGCCUACUCUCCAGCCAUCCAGAACCUUCAAAUCAAGAAUUAAGAAAAGAGUAUUUUAAAAUGAGAGUCACUUAGUGUGCAAUAAAAAAAAAAAAGACAUAUUGCUUUUUCAAAGAUUGCUAUCUCUGUGAUUUAAAAAAAGAGAACACACACUUGUCAAUAUUUAAACAUGAUUACAAUCUGUGCUGAAAAUGCUAUUUUCUUUCCCCCCUUUUCUGCAUUUUGCUAUUGUAAAUAUGUUUUUUAGAUCAAAACUUUAAGGGAAAAGAUAUUGGAUUUAUAAAUGCUAUUUUUUAUUUUACUUUUAUAAUAAAAGGAAAAGCAAAUUGAUGACCUC